AUGAAGCUUGAAGAAAAGUGUGGGGACAAUAGGAUCCCUGUGGGAAGGGGUCAGCCUCACCUGGGUGAGACGCAGCAGGCAAACGGGAAAGCAGGCGCAGCCGCAGGUGCGGGCGCUGAGGUCUGUGCGAAGCAGGAGGCCAGUGGGAAGCGGGCCGUGCCCGGCAGAAGCCUCAACACGUACAGCUGGCAGGAGGUGCAGAGACACAACCGGGAGGCCGACCAGUGGCUGGUCAUCGACCGCAAGGUUUACAGCGUAACUGGCUGGGCAGACAGGCACCCAGGUGGGCGCCGGGUCCUCAAGCACUGUGCGGGGGAAGACGCCACGGAUGCCUUCAGAGCUGUACACCCGGACCUUGACCUAGUGCAAUUGUACCUUAAACCACUGCUCAUUGGAGAGCUUGCUGCAGAAGAGCCCAGCCAGGAGAGAAACAAAAACGUGAGUGAGGGCCUGUCACAAAACUGGUGGAAUAACCGGCACUCUCAACAUCAUGUAAAAACAAACAUCUACCCCAAAGACCCGGAUAUUAACAUGGGCCCACUUUUUCUGCUUGGAGAUUCGCAACCUGUCAAGUAUGGCAAGAAGAAAAUCAAAUAUAUCGACUAUGAAAGGCAGCACCUGUACUUCUACAUGGUUGAGUUACCCCUCCUCACGUCUGUGUAUUUGAAUAUAAGAUCUAUGCAAAGGAUGUACCGUACAAGAGACUGGGGGGACAUCGCCUGGGUUAGCAGCUUCUACAUCCGACAUUUCCUUACGUUUGGCCCUUUCUAUGGAGUCUUUGGAACCCUGUUGCUCAUAUAUUUGGUCAAGUUUCUUGAAAGUCCCUGGAUUACAUAUAUUACCCAGAUGAGCCACAUACCCAUGAAAAUGAGCACAGAGGAGAACCAGGACUGGCUCAGCACUCAGGUCCGAGCCACCUGUAAUGUUGAACAGUCCAUUUUCAAUGACUGGUUCACUGGGCACCUGAACUUCCAAAUCGAGCACCAUCUGUUCCCCACAAUGCCGCGUCAUAACUACCACAAAGUGGCACCUCUGGUGAGGUCACUGUGUGCCAAGCACGGACUGCAGUACGUGAACAAGCCCAUGCUCAAGGCGUUUGCAGAUAUUCCCCGGGCUUUGAAGAAGUCUGCAGCCCUCUGGAAGGAGACUUACUACGAAACAUGA
Otolemur garnettii (small-eared galago) is the source of this 1164-nucleotide messenger RNA. Its product is annotated as fatty acid desaturase 2-like protein FADS2P1. Gene Ontology annotation, molecular function: oxidoreductase activity, acting on paired donors, with oxidation of a pair of donors resulting in the reduction of molecular oxygen to two molecules of water. The transcript is spliced from 10 exons. Gene Ontology annotation, biological process: lipid metabolic process. Gene Ontology annotation, cellular component: membrane. The record is from RefSeq and is a predicted model, not a curated record. Bases 1 to 1164 code for a protein of 387 amino acids. Lineage: Eukaryota; Metazoa; Chordata; Mammalia; Primates; Galagidae.